This is a messenger RNA of Paramecium sonneborni, 6752 nucleotides long. Lineage: Eukaryota; Ciliophora; Oligohymenophorea; Peniculida; Parameciidae. The record is from the annotation of a GenBank genome assembly.
AUGAAUGAAAUUUAAAAUGAAAAUGAGCAAAUGGCUUCUUAUCAUGAAGGUUAAAAUUCAUAUGAAAGCAAAUUGCUUUAAAUAUUUGAUUAAUUUAAUCAGAAAACAUAAUAAUUUACAAAUCUCCACGAAUUCUUGAUACAUUAUUUAGGAUAAUUUUCUUAAGAAGCUGAAUAUUAGGAUCAAUCUUUAAAAUAAGUAAAUAUCAAAUAAUUAUUUCCUAAUCGUCUAUGGGAAUUUGAUUUAUCAAGUAAAUUUAUAAAUUAAGAUAGAAAAUUUUAUUUGUAAAAUCAUGUCUUACAAUUUUAUUUAAAUACUUCGAAUAAUGAUGUACUUAUUAGAAGGUAGAUUUAAUUAAGAAAAUAAAGAAUCAUUAAAGAUAUUAAAUUUAAAUUGUGGCAGUUUGAAAUUGCCUUUUUAAUUUGCUUUUAUUGCAAAUUUAUAUUCAGAAUAAUCUUUAUCAAUAAUUAUUUUAAUUUUGCCAUAAAAAUAAUAUAUAACGAAUUCUUAAGGUGAAUUAGAAGAGAUUAAAUUUAUUCAUAAAAUGACUUUUAUUGAUAUAAUUUAUGAUGAUUAUGGAAAUGAUGAUCAUAAAAUAAAUAUAUGUUAAUAAAUAUUAGAUGAAUAUCUUCAUAAAUAUUUAAAAACAAAUAAUAUAUUUUAGAGUAUUAAAUUGAUCAAAGAAAAACAACAGAAUAAUCAAACAACUAAAAUAAGAAUAGGAAUUAAAACAAAAAAUAAAAAUCUAUUAAUAUAGCCAAGAUUAUUUGAAACAAUAAAAACAAAUGUUGAUGAUUAUAUUUUUGAUAAUCAAUCAAAAACUUGGAUAACUAGGAAAUUAUAUGAAUUAAUUUAGAAAAAAAUAAUAAAAAUUAAUAUUUAAACUGAAAAUUAUUAUUUGAUAAAAGAAUACAUUUGUUUACCUUCAGCUUUAUAAAUAAAUAAAUUAAUAUAAAAAUUACCAAAAUUUAAGAAUUAAAUAACACAGUAAUAAUUAUAAGCAAUUGUUUGGAAAGGCAUUACAUUUAUAUUAGGAAGAAGUGGAACAGGUAAAACAACUUGUGCUUUAUUUAAAUUAUUUAUUUUAGAUGCUUUAUUUAAUUUAAGAUAGUAAUUAAAACUUUAAAAUUAUAAUAUUAAAUCUUAAAUCUUAUAAGAAAGUGAAAGUUAAUCUAAUGAUAGACUAAUAUUAAAAACACUUUUUGUAACAGCUAGUCCUCUAUUGGCUUGGUAAAUAAAAUAAAACUAUUUACAAUUAACCGAAAACUUUUAAGAAUUGAUAAAAGAAAAAUUUUAAAAAAAGUCAGAAUCAAAUGAUAUAGAAGAAGAAAGCUUUUAUGAAAUUAUUAAUGAACUUCAAGAAUCAUAAAUUAAAGAGAAUAUUUUAGAUUCAGAUGAAGAUGAUAUAGAUAACUAUGAAAAAAUGAUGGGUAAAUUUUAAAAGUUGAGUGAUAUAAUAGAAUAUCCAGCAUUUUUAACUUUAAGGAAAGUUAUUUUCUCUAUUGAUGCAUCUCUAAUUAAUCCUUAUUUUAAAUUUUCUUAAAAAUAGCAUUGUUCUGCUUAAUGGCAUAAUGAAUAAAUAGGAAUAGUUUCAUUAAAUUAAUAAAGUUAACAAAAUAAUGAAAAAUUAUAAAAGAAAAUUAAAGAUUAUGAUGAUUAGGAAUUUAUAGUUUAUAAUAAUACAUAAGAAGUAACUUUUGAUUUAUUUUUAAAUUGGUUAUGGCCAAAAAUAAUUAAAAAAUUAGUUCAUUAAAAUUAAAAAAUAAAGUAAUUAGAUCCAGCUUUAGUUUGGUAUGAAAUUAUGUCAAAAAUUAAAGGACAUGCUACUUCUUAUGAAUAUCCAAAUAAAUAUAUGAAUUAUGAUAAUUAUUCAUAUUAUCAUAAAGUAUUAUCAGAUGAUUAUACAAAAAUUUUAUAUAAGGCUUUUGAACAUUAUGAAUAAAUUAAAUAAAAUUUAGGAUAUUAUGAUAUAUUAGACAUUGUUAAUCAUAUAAAUUAUGAAUUAAGAUAUGGACAUGAUGUACUAGAAAAAGUACAUUAUUUAAUUUUGGAUGAACUUUAAGAUAUUCCAAAUGCAAUUUUCAUAUUAUUAAAUUAAAUUGCAGAUUUUGGUUUAAUAUGUUGUGGAGAUAAUGCUUAAAAUAUUUAAAAAGGUACUGGAUAAUAGUUUAUAGAAUUUAGAAAUCUUUUAAAUGAUUCUAAUUUAUAAAAUAAAUAUAGAAAUAAUCAUAUAUCCACAUUUAAAUUAUCUUAAAAUUUUAGAUUUCAUGAUUAAAUCUUGUAAAUAACAAAUUCUAUUAUAAGAAUGAUAGAAUUAUUAUUUCCUUAUUAGAUUGAUGUAUUUGAUAAAGAAGAAAGAUCUUAUCUAUAAGGUCCAAAACCAAUUAUAAUUUAAAGUGAAGAUAUAUAAAUGUUAUUGAACUAUUUAAAAAAGAAUUUCAAAGUUGAAUCAAAUAAUAUUUUAUUUGGAAGUAAUUAAGUAAUUAUUGUCAGGGAUUAAGAAUCUAAAUUAAAAAUACCAAAUUCACUUUAAUAAACUUUGAUUCUAACAAUUUAUGAAGCAAAAGGAUUAGAAUUUGAUGAUGUUAUUUUAUUUAAUUUUUUUACUGAUAGUGAUUGUACUUCUGAUGAUUGGAAUGUAUUAAAAAACUUUUAAAUUAAAGAUGUUUUUUAUAAAAUGAAAUAAAAUUCCAGUUAAUUUUUGUAACAUGAAUUUUAUGAAACUAUUGAAAUGAAAAAACUAUUUUUAAUAUAGAAUACUUAAUAAUAAAAUUUAUCAGAUACUAUUAAUAAAUUUGUAAAUAAUUAAACACUUUGUUAAGAGCUAAAAUUGUUAUAUGUUUCUUUAACAAGAGCAAAAAGAUAAAUAAUUAUUUAUGAUGAUAAUUAUAUAAAGAGAAAAACAAUUUAAAAAUUAUGGGAGGAUUUAAAAUUAAUCUAAAUUAUUUAUACAUAAUAAAAUGAAAAUGUAGAAGAAUUUGAAAUUCUUUUUAAUUAAUAAUUUGAUAAUAAAAAUAAUUGGAAAAAUUAAGGAUUAAACUUUUUUAGAGUAAAUAAUUAUGAAUAAGCCAAAAAAUGCUUUAAAUUUGCUAAAGAUUAUUAAUUAGAAAAAAAAGCAUAAGCUUAUUAAUUAGCUACUUAAGCAACUCUUACAGAAAAUGGAGAAAAUUUAUUUUAUGAAGCAGCCUUAAUAUUUGAAGAAUUGAAUAUUUAGAAUAGGGCAGCAUAAUGUUAUUUUUCAGCAAAGAAGUAUAAAGAUGCUUAUAGAUUAUACAAAUAAUUAAAUUUUAAAAUAGAAUCUGCUGAAGCUGCUUAUUUCUGUAGAGAAUUCGAAGAAGCAGGAUAAUUGUUUCUAGAGGCUAAAGAUUUUAAAAGAUCAAUAGAUUCUUAUAAAUAACAGGGAAAUUAUAAUAAAAUAGUUGAAUUAAUUUUAAAAAAUAAAGAUGAUAUAUCUAAAGAAGAAUAUUAAAUACAUCUAAAUAAAUACUUUCCAAUAAUUUUACAAUAAAUCUAUAAUGAAAUUGAGUUAUAAAAUUAGAUUGCUUUUAAUGAUAUAGAUGAAUAAUCAUAGAGUUUUUCAGUUUGUAAUUCUAAUCUAUCUUAAAGUUGCGAAAAAUUAGAUUUUCAAUUCAAAAACACUCAAUAAAAUAAUUAUGAAAAUUAAUCUAAUUUUUCAGAGUCUUUUUAGGUUAUAAAUGAUUCAUUUGAUCAUUUAUCAAUUUAUGAUCCUGAUGAUGAAUGGAUAUAAAAUGAUAAAAUUUAAUUGAUAUCUUCAAUAAAUUCAAGUGAUACUAGAUAAUUUAAUGAUCAAAAUAAAAUAUUAUUGUUAAAUGAAGUAUAAAGAAUUAAUUUUAGAAAAAAUAAGAAAAAAAAAGUAACUCUUGAUGAUUCAACAUUAAUUUAAAUUAUUUAAUUAUUAAUUUAAAUUUCAGAAGACUUUAAAAUUCAUAUUUAAGAGAAACUUGGAUAAAAAUAAUUAGAUUAUUCAAAUAUUAUUAAAUUAACUUAAAUUGAUACGAUAAAUUUAAUUUUAAAUCUUUUAGAGAAAUUUUAAAAUUAUAAGUUAUGCAUGUAUAUAUGUAAUUAAUAUAACCUUUUGGAUUAAUUAGGAGAAUAUUUAGUAAUUCUAGCCUCUAAAUAUACACCAUUAUAUUAAAAUUCUAUUAUUGUAGAUAUUAAGAUGAUUAGAAAUACAUUAAAGCGAAAACAUCUACUAGAUUAGGCUUCAAUUGCAAAUUAAGCAUUAUUAAAUAUCUUUGAAACUAUAAAUCCUGAAAUUCUUAAUUUUAAAUUAGAAGAUGAUCUUAUACAAAAUAAUAGUUUUACUCUUAAAUUUUACUAAGAUUUAAUUGGACUUGGUUUUUGGAAGCAAAUCAUUUUUACUAUGAAUUAUUAACACUCUAAAGAUUUAUGUCUAUCAUUUAAUAACCAUUAAGAUUUAAUUAUUAUUUUGUAACAUAUGGAAAAGUAAUUAAAUUUAAAUUAAAAAAUAUAAUUAAUUAAAAGUCAAUACUUAUUAUAAGUUGAAUAAUAUUUCAUUUAUAAAAAUAUAAAAAUAAUUUAGAUUGAUUAGAUAUUUGAAAUUACAAACUCGAUAGCUCAAGGUGAUUUAAUUAAUUCCAAAAUAAUCAAUCAAAUAAUACAUCAUGCAAAACUUAAAUAACAAAAUUUAAAUUAUAAAGACUAGUUAAAAUAAUUAGAAUCUAUUAUUUUAAGUUAUUUAUUAUGCUGUGGUUUUAUAUCACCUUAAGAUACAACUUUAGAAUAAAGAAUUCAUUUAAUUAAUAUAUUAUAUUAUUGUAUAAGUUAAAUUACAUGUAUUUCUUGGAAUUAAAAUUUGAUAGAUGCAAUUCAAUUUUUAUUUAAGUUUUCAUUUCCAUAAGGAGAAAUUAUGAACAAUUAUUCAUAGUAUGUUUUACUUAAUGUCUAAUCCAAAUUGUAAAUAAGUUUUAAAAAUGAAAAUGUUUAUUUUGCAGAUUCAAAUUUUGAAUAUCUUUUAAUACCUUUUGAAUUAUUAUUAAAAUAGAUAUCUCACUAUUUUGGCAGAACUAACAUUUAAGAACUUAAAAUUUUUGAAUUUCAGUAAGAUCUUCAAUAUAAUUUUUAAACUCCUUUAACAUUCAUAAUAAAAUCAAUAAAACAUCAAUAAUUAUAAAGUUUAUUUUAACCAUAUAUUUAAUAUAGUAUGAACCAAUAAAAUAAGAAUAAAAAAUAAAAAGAUUUCUUAAACUAAGAUGAAUAUUCUAUACUUUAAGUAAUUAAUUAAAAUGAAAUUAGAUUAUAUUAUGAAUAUUUUUUAAAAACAAAUUAGAGAGUAUCUAAUUUAUCAUUAUUAACUUCAUAAUCUUUAAUUGAUUAAAUUGUGGUUUUGUUUUAGUUAGCUUUUAAAUGUAUGAGUUAGGAUUAACAUGCAUAUCUAAUAUUAGCAAUUAAUCUUUGUAAUUGUUCAAAUAAUCUUCCAUUAGCAAUUUAUUCUAUAAAAUCAAUAGAUAAUAAGUUAGAAACUGAAAAAUAUUUAAAAUAUAUAGAAUUUUUAGAAUGUUAAAAUUAUAACAUAACUGAAGACAUGGUUGAAUGUUUUUUGGAUUAUUGUUAUUAUUGCAAGUAAAAUUUAUAUUUAGAUGAAUGGAAUGAUCACUUAAUACGGAUUGGACUUUAGUUAAUAUUAGCAUAAGAUUUUAUAUCAUUAAUUGUUAUUCCUGAUUAUUACUUAGAUUAUUUAAACUAGGAUGUUUAAUAUGAAAAUAGUGUUAUAUAAAAUACUUAAUUUCCACUUAAGAAUUAUGAUAUCUUGAUAGAGUAUUGUAAUAACUUAUAUAAUUAUAUGUAAUCGUGUAUUUCACCUUUUUAUGAAUAAAAUGGAUAUUUGUUAUUAAUAAUUAUAAUAUUAAAUUUAUAAGUUAUUUCAUAGGAAUUGUAAACUAUAAUUCAAACUAUUUUAGCUUCAUAAAAUGUCGAAUCCUAAAUGAAAGAUAUUAUAUAAAUUUUAAAUUAAAGUGUCGAAAUUAGAAGAAAAAAAUUAAUUUAAGAAUCACAUUUAUUAAUAAUUCCUGAUUAUUUAGAAGAGUAAUUAAUCUAAUUAGAAGUUAUCUAAAAAUAAUAGAAUAAUAAUUAAAAUAUAAUACUAUAUCAAGAAUGUUUAGAUAAUUGGAAUUUACAUCUUUCAUUAGCUGAUAAAAUGAGAAUUAAUGGAUUAAAGAUUCUAAAAUUUUAUAUUAAAUAAAGAAAAUUAAUUAAAAAGAAUUCUAAGAUAGAACUUAUUAAAAACCCACUUAUUUUACGAUUCAUUUAAUAUUAUUAAUUAAAUUCUUCUGUCUUAGAAUGUAUUAACAAAGAUUCCAAUUGGAAGAGUUAAUUGUCUUAUUCUUAUAAGCUAUAAGAGUAUUUAUUAUUAAAUAUUAUUUAGUGAACUAUUAAAAGCAAGAUAACAUUCUAAAAAAAUGAAAGAUAUAUAAUAAAUUAGAUAUUAUUUAGAAUCAAUAAUCAAAUUACUAAUGUAAUUAAAAAUGGGUCAUUAAAUAUAUGAUUAAUUAAUAAAUAUUGAAAUAGUAUUUAGACAUUAUUAAUAAACUAAAUAAAAUGAAUAAAGAGAAUAGUAAUCAAUGUUAGAAAGGAAUAGAGAAAUGCUGAAAAUCAAAUGGUAAAAUUUAUAAGCUGGAAUAAAAGUUUAAAAUAAAUUAACUAAUAUUUCUCAAAAACAAUGUUUAACAAUUUAAGAAUAAGAUUAGGAAGAAGAGAAUAAUAGAAUAUGA